Molecule: messenger RNA, 7721 nt
Organism: Nycticebus coucang (slow loris)
Lineage: Eukaryota; Metazoa; Chordata; Mammalia; Primates; Lorisidae
Gene: CDYL2
Product: chromodomain Y like 2
Exons: 7
Coding region: 187-1713 (508 amino acids)
Cellular component (GO): nucleus
Molecular function (GO): transcription corepressor activity
Source: RefSeq, a predicted model, not a curated record
CCCGCUCUGAUUCUGCGCAUAGGCAGCCCCCAAGCCUGUCAUUCUGCAAAAACACAGUUUACUCAACACACCACACACACUCACACACGCGCGCACACACGCGCACACUGGUCCCCGCGCGCACACGCACGGAGGGCGCGAGCGAGCAGACGCGCACACCCGGCGAGCCAAGUUCCGCAGCCUGGCAUGGCUUCUGGGGACCUUUACGAGGUUGAAAGGAUUGUAGACAAGAGGAAGAACAAGAAAGGAAAAUGGGAGUAUCUUAUCCGGUGGAAAGGCUAUGGGAGCACAGAGGACACGUGGGAGCCAGAGCACCACCUCUUGCACUGUGAGGAGUUUAUCGAUGAGUUCAACGGGCUGCACUUAUCCAAAGAUAAGAGGAUCAAGUCGGGGAAGCAGCCCAGUGCCUCCAAGCUCCUUGGAGGCCGGGAUGGCCGUGGCCCAUCGGUUGAGAAACUCUCCCACAGACCUUCGGAAUCUGGAAAGAGCAAGGCCACCUCUCAUAAACGGAAGCGAAUUAACCCUCCCCUCUCCAAGCUGAAAAAAGGGUAUUCAGGCAAGCCCCCAGCGGGAGGCGACCGUGCCGCCAAGACGGUGUCCUACCGGACUACCCCCAGCGGUUUGCAAAUCAUCCCACUCAAAAAGGCCCAGAACGGGGUGGAAAACGGGGACGCCAGCUCCGAGAAGGAUGAGAGGCACUUUGGAAACGGGUCCCACCAGCCUGGUUUGGAUUUGAAUGACCAUGUUGGAGAGCAGGAUGUGGCCGAAUGUGACGAGAACCAUGCCGCGCUGGCAGAGAACGGGCUCGGCUCUGCGCUGACUAACGGGGGACUGAACCUGCACAGCCCCGUGAAGCGGAAGCUGGAAGCAGAGAAGGACUAUGUCUUUGACAAGAGGCUCAGGUACAGCGUCCGCCAGAACGAAAGCAACUGUCGGUUUCGAGACAUUGUCGUGCGGAAGGAAGAGGGGUUCACGCACAUCCUGCUGUCCAGUCAGACCUCGGAUAACAACGCACUGACCCCCGAGAUCAUGAAAGAAGUCCGCCGCGCGCUCUGCAACGCAGCCACAGAUGACAGCAAGCUGCUGCUGCUCAGUGCGGUGGGCAGCGUGUUCUGCAGCGGCCUAGAUUACUCCUACCUACUGGGCCGGCUGUCCAGCGACCGGCGGAAGGAGAGCACGCGGAUCGCGGAAGCCAUCAGGGACUUUGUGAAGGCCUUUAUCCAGUUUAAGAAGCCCAUCGUGGUGGCCAUCAAUGGGCCAGCCCUGGGCCUGGGCGCCUCCAUCCUUCCCCUCUGUGACAUCGUGUGGGCCAGCGAGAAGGCCUGGUUCCAGACACCGUACGCCACCAUCCGCCUCACGCCUGCUGGCUGCUCCUCCUACACCUUCCCCCAGAUCCUGGGCGUUGCACUGGCCAACGAGAUGCUGUUCUGUGGGCGGAAGCUCACUGCCCAGGAGGCCUGCAGCAGGGGGCUGGUGUCCCAGGUCUUCUGGCCCACCACUUUCAGCCAGGAGGUCAUGCUGCGGGUCAAGGAGAUGGCAUCCUGCAGUGCCGUGGUGUUGGAAGAAUCCAAAUGCUUGGUUCGGAGCUUCCUGAAGUCGGUGCUUGAGGAUGUGAACGAGAAGGAAUGCCUCAUGCUCAAGCAGCUCUGGAGCUCCUCCAAGGGCCUGGAUUCCCUGUUCAGCUACCUACAGGACAAAAUUUACGAAGUCUGAAGGGCCCCGGCUCCUCCGCCCCAGUGCCCAGGGGCCCCUGACUUCCAGCUCUGCCCUGUGUUUCGGAACUCGGAGCAUGUGUCUGCCCCGGCCAAGGAGUUUGUCAAGGUGUCUUUAUGCCUAGGGUUGUGUCCAUUUCCUCGUGUCCUUUGGUUCCUUCUCAUCGGUUUGAUUUUAUGUGUAACAGAUGGGAAACGCAGCAGACUUGGCCUCCCCGCUCCCCGCCCCACCUGGCCAGAGAGCUCACGAGAGCUGUAUCUUCCCAGGGCUCUGCCGGGCACGGCUGUCCUUGCCCCACUUGCUGAAAUGCGCCGUCAUGGUCCAGGGAGGGGAAGGCCACUCCCUCUCGCUUCUGGCUCAGGCUGUGUCUACACAGUGCCUCUGAUUUGGAGACGUGGCUGUCAUGGCUCUUUUUGGUGAUGUUUAGAUCAGGUGUUAGGGGAUGGUCAAUCUUAGGGAAUGUCCAGGCCAAUGAACAAACCGGUGGUGUCCACCCAGCUUCAGUCUCCUCUCUGAUGCAGACCUGUGUGACCAUUAGGGCUUGGUCUUCAAAACCCAGUUGAGUGAUUUACAAACCCAGAUAUUGUACAUUUAGAAAUGUUUUGUUAAAUAUAUAUUUUUAAAACAAUGUAAGUGGAAAUUCUGAUAAUUUAUGUGUACUAUAUGUAAAGCUAGUUUUGCAAAAAUAGUGAACUACUAGGAAAAGUGUCUUUUCUUUAAUCGGACUUAUUUUAUUUAUUUAUUUUUGUUUAUAUAUUGUGAUAUCUGUUGUUUGCACAGAUUAACUAUUUUCAUACUGCCCUGGACCAAAUCCCGUGCAAGGUUCACGUUGCCUGGUGCAUCCUGGCAGUGAACCACCUAGAAGUCAAAUUCAGGGAGAUGAGACGGACGGACUUCUGUGGAUGAAAGGAAUGGCUCCCCCCCAAAUCCUCUGUGUGUGGAAUGGUUCUCAGCUGUAAUGAUACAAGUUCUUUAGGCUUGAUCCUUAGGGGAGAUCACCAGAGAGUUUUUUCUUCACUCUGUUGUCUUUAAGGCGAUAAAGGCCUUCUCAGCCUGAAUGGUCCUGAAACAGACCCUGUCCCUAAUUGUGUGACCGUCAGGAAUGGGUGGGGGGUAGGCCCUCCCUGGGAACAGCAUAUUGUCUAGAGGAAGGCCUUCCUUUGAGACAAAUGACUACACUCACAUUUGAGGGUUCAUUUCUUCCACGUGGUUGGCGAUUUCUGUUUUUGGCCUUCCAUCGAGGUGGGCAGAGUCUCUGCUCUGCUGAGCUGUCUGCAGAGGGUCUGGAAGCCUGAAUGACCCAUCUUUUUUUUAGUUGUUUACCGAUGGGAAGGAGCAGUGACCAGGGGGGAUGUCUCCUUGCCCUGGUGCCCCUGGGCUGCAGCUCGCUUUAGACUGUCAGUCUCAAGUCCUUGGAUCAGCUUUGGACAGCCAAGGAUUUUGGCUGUGGUUUUGGUUUGAGGAGGAAAGGAGACGUGUCAAGGCUAGAACAGAAAUGGAAGAGGCGUGUCCCAUGUGAGGCUCAAACCCGCUAUGGGUCCAGCACCCAGAGAUUCCUGCAACAGUGGACUUUUCCACUUCUAGCACAACCUCUGAGUAUUCCCAGAAACUCUUUGCUCUCCUGGUCUUCUCGUUUCCUGUUAGGUGUCAGCCUCCCUUGGCCCUUCCUCAGAGAGAGAGGGGAGUGAGGCAGCAAGGGGUGGGCACAGCGGAGAUGGGGUGGGCUGUGAGGAAGGCCCAUCAUAGUUAUAGUUCUCUCUCUGGUCUUUUAUCUUCUUCUGCGGGUGGCCAGGUGCACCGGGCAGGGCAGAUGGAGAGAAUUCCUAGCCCUGAGUUGGAAAGAACAGGUUGAAUAUUGACCCUGGAGUUCCUUUUGCCCGAAAUGCUUAGACAAACUUUGGUCCUGUGUAUGUGGCAGAUACUCUGCUGUUAAAUACUCUAUAGAAAGAGCCCCUUUUUCUGUUGAGCUUCUGGUUGGGGACAGUUCUGUUCGACAUCUGCAGCCGUGGGGUCAGGAUUCUAGCUGGAGAUGGAAGAAGGUGUUUUAGGAACUCCUUCUGAUCAAUGUUCACCUUUGUUCCUGGCCAAAAGAACCAGAAAUAUUUUAGCUUUGGACGUAUCAUCAAAUCUAAACCUCUGACCAUUUCAAAGAUCUCUGAUGUCUAAGUUAGGAAUGUGAAGCCAUUUCUGAGGUGGAAUUCAUGCCAUUAAUGUGUAAGUUCUGGGUACAAUGGGGGGCAUUAUAAAAGACAGUCUGUGUUUUGAUUAUCUGCAUAUAGUCAGUUCAAUAAGGGUAUCCCACCACUUGGGGAAAAGCAAGUGAAAUCUAUUUGCUACAGGGUAGACUGAACCACCUAAUUUUCCACUUUCUGGAUAGUUGUUCUGACAAUGUAUAGAUGCAGUCCAGCUAACUCACAGCACAUCCAUGUGGGAUGGAAAAAAAUAGACCAGUGGUCGUGUCAAGGUUGAUCCCAUAGCUUCUUGAGGAUAAGGCUGAGACUUUCACUUCGGUACACUCUUCUCUACCCUGGUCUAUUCCCACCCCAUUUAUCACUCUCGGAGCCUGGGAAGGUCUUUGAGGAAUUGUGGCUGGUCUUGGCAACCCCAAUCCCAGAAUUACCUCUGGGUUCGGACAGUUCUGGGUGGGAAAUUGAGGGCACCUCUUUCAUCCAGGACCCUCCUGGCAGCCUCCUCCCAUCCUGUUAGCCAUGCAUGAGAACUCUUCUUCUCUUUUGGCCUCAACUCCUAAGGAUGCUUCACUGCCAAUGUCUUUACUGAAACUGUCAGAGUUAACAGCUCUGCUCUGAGAACUUUUUGGAGAACUUCUGUUAAGGUGGUCAGACCUCCUGGCCACUUGGAAGCCACAGCCUAAUUAAUAAUACACUCAACACGUCCUGCCGAGCGUAGAAAUAACGUCUGAGGGUAAAAACUAUACAAAUGACUUGCUCAGAACGAAACUGGAUAACUAUGAGAUGGUAGUUUAAAAUUGAUUUACAAUGUUUUUCUUGUUUGGUAUAGAUUAAACUAGGAAAUGUUCUCUCUGAAGCAUGAAACUCUAUUCUUCCCCUAUGAAGUUUAGUACAAGAAUGGAGGAUUAAUAAUCACAAUAGACUUUGAACAAUGCAACUGUAUUUCUGAAUAUCCACAUUUAAAAAUAGCCUCGACUGAAUGCUGAAUUGCAUUUCCCAUUAUUAAUUGUCGGUUUAAAAAAUUUUGUAAACUUUUUUUAAUUUGCAAUUUAGUCACAUCCAUGAAAUUUUCCAAUCUCGUUUCUGUGGGAAUUUUUUAACAAAUGAGAAACAAAACAGAAAUGUCUUCAAAUCUUCUUAAGUGAGUAUUUAAAAUGCAGAAUUGCUUCUCUUUUGUGUUUUCUGUAUUCUGAUACUUAGAUCCAUUGUAUAUAUUCGUCUAGGCACACUCACUAAUAUACACAGUAUUUAAGACUCUAAAUGAGAUUUCUUAAGUAUUUUGUUUUAUUCUCUGUAAAUGGUUUUGUAUAAUCUUUAAAAAUCUAUACUUUGCCUUUGUAGAUAUUUAAGGGAAACCAUUUGGGGAUGUCUUGCAUGUAUAUUUUUGUUGUAGAUAAGUGUUGCUUAGUUAUUUCUUCAGAUUUUGGUUGAAAUGCUUACAUACUUUAAUACAGUAUCUAUUUUCAGAAUAUAAACUUUUAUAUUUCUGUGAUAAGUUAGGAUAUGCGUUUUAGGCAAUCUUUUCCAUUAACAUCACUUGUUUCAAAAAAUUGCAUACUAGUUUGGUGCCAAUUUUUUUUCUUCAUUAGAAUCUAAUGCUCUUAUCUUAUUAGAGAGCAGGUUGAUUUUCUCUUUCUUGAAGUAACUGAGUUUGAAGUAUAAUUUGAAAAUGUGUUGAGUUUGUGAAUAAGCCUUACCAUUAGAAUCAGUAAAUUUCCCAAACUUUGCAACUACACAACUACAUGUGUAGGUUAAGAUCUCCCCAUAAAUUCUCACCGUGUGGCAGUUGGUGGAGUUUGUGAACAGAGCCUUAAGCUUGUUGCAAAAAAAAAAAAAAAAGGGUAAUACGGGUUGUUUCCUCCGUAAUUCGUGGCUAACCUGAAGAGUUUGGUUGAGUUGAUGGCGGCAGGGACCAGAUACACAUCUUGGUGAUUGUCUUUGGCUCUAGGAAUGGACCAAGGACAGGUUUUCUGGAGCCACCUUCAUAUUAGUCACAUGGUUUAGACACAGUUAUAGGGAAGGCUGCUGGCCCAUCAUUUGUUUUGAACAGAUGGCAUUUCCCACUCCUUCUCCUGGCAGCUGGGGUCAGCACUCCUUGCGAGAUGCUAACAAAGUUUACAUACACGUCUUACUGUGUAGACAAUCUGAAGUCGAUUUUAGUUACACCAUCGGCAUUCCCAUGCAUCAGGGUCUCAACACUGAUGUGAGACCCAUGUGUGUGUGUCAAGCCAUCCUGAACUGCAGUUUAGCAGGGCCAAGGAAAAGUAGCUGCAAGGCGUACAUAUCAGCUGAGUCAGUCUACCCAGGGCUCUUUUAACAGAGCAUAAGUCACAGAGCUCAUCUGCACUGGACCCACUGUGUCUGGGAUCUAAUAAUACCAACUAGAAUUUAUAUCGAAACUUUAUAAAUUAUGAUUCCUUUUCGUUCAUGCUUUAGUAGUCCAGGGCUAUAGUAUGGCUAAAGUCAAGUUAUUUGGUCCAUCCCUAGUAAGUGCGUAUAAAGUCAGCUCAUCAGCCCCGAGGAUGGAUAUCAGCUUCACGCUUUUGCUGUAUGUAUGACGGUCAGGAAAUCCUUAUCUCGUUAGAGCUGCAGCUCCGCUGGGUUGACCUUACCUCAUUGACCCAUCUUCUUGCCUGUUGUUGGAGCUCAUCAAGGUGACCCUGAGAAGUUUAGAAGGUGUAGAAUUUUCCAUCUCAUAUUUAACUUGUCCCUGUGCCAUUAGCCCCAGCAUUUGAAGUCCUUUGCCAUGUCUGCGUGUUGACAGGAUUGUGACAAUAUUGCCUUUCAUAAAACCAAGGACCAAAGAAUUCCAUUAUUCCAGUGAAGCAUGAGUUUCCUAGACCAUGGGCAUGUCUACAUGGAGAUGUGCAUGCUGGAUGGUGCAGAGAAACUGCUCACUUCCACCAACCUCAUGCUCCCCCUGGCUGGCCGUGCAGAGGGGUAUUAGUUGUCCCAUUGAGAAGGCUCUGAAAGAUGAGUUUCUUGGUUGAAACUCACUAUCUCAGGUGGAUAUUUCUGCUAUGUAGUCCCAAGCCUUUAUCCAUGUCAUAAAAAGGGGAGGUCUGGCAUUCCUCCAGGUUAUCUGCCCAAUGUAGACCCUUCCAUCUGAAUAUGAACCUCCAGCAUGUAUUUUUCAGAGACAUGAACACAGAACAGCAGAAUCCUGUAAUUGCCAAAUUUCUGCCUCUUACUCUUCUACUACAUCAACCCAUUUCAAUUCCUGUUGGGUAUGAGAAGCAUUUUUUUCAACGCUCAUACGAGGUGAUGCUCCAUUCUCAUUCAUGAUGAAAUCAUUGAUUCUUUAACCAGCGGAGACAUGGCUGAUGCUGAAAAAGUGGUGUUCUUGUGGUAAGGCUUAUUACCAAACUUCUAUAAGGAAGCAGGCUACCAAAAACUUAAUCCAGCCUAUCCUAGGAGUGUUUGGAUUUGACCAUGGAUGUAGCACACACACCAAAACUCCCCAAGACCUUUGCAAAAAUUAGGCUACUUGUUUUAUUUUGCCAGAUUAUCACGGGAGAGACUUUCACUAGUUCUGAACAUUUGUAAGUAUGAGUACUUCAUAGGAUUAUAAAGCAGGUGACCCUUUCUCACGUUGUAAAUAUUUCCCAAGACUGGGUGCAGUAUCGAGGGAUAAUAAUCUUCUGAUUCAUCAAAUGCUGACUGUCUAGAGCAAAUUGUACACUCUCUUUGUGAAUGGUCCUGUAACAUGUAUGAACACAUUUCUGGGUGCCUUAGAAGUUGUAUUUUUCAUGUGUGCUAAUACGCAGUAUUUAUACAUUGUGAGAAGCUGCUUUGAAUAAAAAGGUUGAAACUUCGUCU